Brassica napus (rape) is the source of this 2057-nucleotide messenger RNA. Its product is annotated as NAC domain-containing protein 30. The record is from RefSeq and is a predicted model, not a curated record. Gene Ontology annotation, biological process: regulation of DNA-templated transcription. The coding region runs from base 434 to 1417 and encodes 327 amino acids. The transcript has 3 exons. NCBI's taxonomy places the organism in Eukaryota, Viridiplantae, Streptophyta, Magnoliopsida, Brassicales, Brassicaceae. Gene Ontology annotation, molecular function: DNA binding.
GAUCUAAGAUUUUGGAUACAAUAUUCAUCUUCAUAUGAUGAUAUGAAUAUAUAUGUGUGUGUGAAUAGUUAUAGAUAUUAAUAUAUUAUCUAUCAUGGUGUCCGUGUGUAACAUCCCUAUACAUCAUUACUAACCCAACACAGCUUUUGGAUUUUUUUUUUCUUAAUAAAAAGCUUUUGGAAUUUAAUUAGACCCAAGAGCCAUUCGAUCCAUUUCUUAUAAUUAAAAGAAGCUUCUAACAGGAUUUGGUUUUGGUCCCAAGAAAAAAAACCAAAAGGUUGUGACUUGUCUAAGGUUUUCGCAAUGGCUUAAGUUUAUAUAUAUACAAAUAUAUUUUCCUUCAUAUCAUUCUCUCCUCUCUCAUUUCUUCAUCUCGUUUCUUACUCAUUUCUCUAACAAUUUCCCUAAUUAUAUACGGUUAUAGAUCAUUUGGAUGGACAACAUAAAGCAAUCGUGUGUGCCACCGGGAUUCCGAUUUCAUCCAACAGAGGAAGAGCUCGUUGGUUAUUACCUAGAUGGGAAGAUCAAUUCAAUUAAGAGUGCUUUAGAUGUCAUUGUAGACAUUGACCUCUACAAAAUGGAGCCAUGGGAUAUUCAAGCGAGAUGUAAACUAGGGUAUGAAGAGCAAAACGAGUGGUACUUCUUUAGCCACAAGGAUAGGAAGUACCCGACCGGGACUAGGACCAAUAGAGCAACGGCCGCCGGGUUCUGGAAGGCCACCGGUAGAGACAAGGCGGUACUUUCAAAGAAUAGUGUCGUAGGAAUGCGGAAGACACUUGUCUACUACAAAGGUCGAGCUCCUAAUGGAAGAAAAUCAGAUUGGAUCAUGCACGAAUACCGCCUCCAAAACUCCGAGCUUGCCCCGGUUCAGGAGGAAGGUUGGGUGGUGUGUCGAGCAUUUAGGAAGCCGAUUCCAAACCAGAGGCCAUUAGGGUACGAGCCAUGGCAGAACCAGCUCUACCACGUUGAUAAUAAAAAUUACUACUCAUCUUCAGCGACAAUGAACACGAGUCACCAUAUCGGUGCCUCUUCAUCGAGCCAAAACCUUAACCAAAUGGUCAUGAGUAAUAAUCACUACAAUGCCAAUAAUCCAUCCUCAACGAUACAUCAAUAUGGCAAUAUCGAGCUCCCACAGCUAGACAGUCCUAGCUUGUCGCCAAGUCUAGGGACGAAUAAAGAUCAGAACGAGAGUUUGGAGCAAGAAGAAGAGAAGAGCUUCAACUAUGUGGACUGGAGAACACUAGGUAGCUUGCUUGAGAUACAAGCCACACAUCCACAAAACCCUAAUGUCCUUGUGUCUUCGUUAGCAACGCAGUCUUAUAACCCGGAACAGAGCUUCCCUUCCAUGCAUCAAAACUAUAAUUAUGAGGUCGAAGCUAAUAUUCAUCAUCCAUUUGGAUGCUUCCCUGACUCCUAAUUUUUUUAAAAAGAAACUUCUAUAUUGAUUUGUAUUCUAUGAUUUAAUUGUACCAUCAAAUAGUAUUAUCUUUUUUUUUUUUUGAAUUUUAAGUGUCUAAUGUGUAAGAGAAGUUUGUGUGUAAUACAUAGAAUUUUAUUGGCGAAUUUCACAAAGGUGGAAUAUUUUUUAGUUAUCUCUUGGUCUUUUCUAUUCAUAUUUAUUUUGUUAAUGUAAUUUGUAGCAUCCAUUCUACCCCCUUAGUUCCAAGAAACUGUGUUGAUAAUACCUAAAUAAUGCACGGCAGAUCUAUAUAUCGGUGGUGGCCUAUUAGAAACUUUAGUCAAAGACAAACAAACUGUACAAAUUUACCAUUUGAAAAGUCAUAUGCUCGACGUACAUAAAAACUACAAAUAUUAUAUGAAGAAGAUGAAAAAAACAGAAAUGAAACAAAACAAAUAUGAAGAAAAGGUUAUGGAAUUAAUGACAUUGUUAUUUGACCAAGAGGAACAACUACAAGAAAACAGCGAGGAUUCUGAGGGAAAAAAUCGUCGGAAUUUCGUCGGAAUUUCGUUAUUCCGACGACAUACCGACGAAACAAGUCGUCGGAAAUAAUUCCUCAGAACUUCUUCUUUCCUCGGAAAUUCCUCGGAAUUUUCCG